Molecule: messenger RNA, 948 nt
Organism: Tupaia belangeri chinensis (Chinese tree shrew)
Lineage: Eukaryota; Metazoa; Chordata; Mammalia; Scandentia; Tupaiidae
Product: olfactory receptor 7D4
Exons: 1
Coding region: 1-948 (315 amino acids)
Biological process (GO): G protein-coupled receptor signaling pathway
Cellular component (GO): membrane
Molecular function (GO): olfactory receptor activity; G protein-coupled receptor activity
Source: RefSeq, a predicted model, not a curated record
AUGGAAGGAAAAAAUCACACAGAAGUUUCAGAAUUUCUCCUUAUGGGCCUCUCAGAGGAUCCAGAACUGCAGCCCGUCCUCUUUGGGCUGUUCCUGUCCAUGUACCUGGUCACCGUGUUUGGGAACCUGCUCAUUAUCCUGACCGUCAGCUCUGACUCCCACCUGCACAGUCCCAUGUCCUUCUUCCUCUCCACCCUGUCCUUCGUAGACAUCUGUUUUGUCUCUACCACUGUCCCCAAGAUGCUGGUGAACAUCCAGACACACAGCAGAGAUAUCUCUUAUAGAGGGUGCCUCACUCAGAUGUAUUUUUUUAUAAUUUUUGCUGGGCUGGAUAAUUUGCUACUGACCAUGAUGGCCUAUGACAGGUUUGUGGCCAUCUGUCACCCCCUGCACUACACAGUCAUCAUGAACCCCCGUCUGUGUGUCCUCCUGGUUCUGAUGUCUUGGUUCAUCAUUUUCUGGGAUGCUCUGCUUCACAUUCUACUGAUAACACGGCUGAUCUUCUCUGCAGGGACUGAGAUUCCACAUUUCUUCUGUGACCUUCCUGAGAUUCUCAAGGUGGCUAGAUCUGAUACCAUCCUCAAUAACAUUUUUUUGUAUGUGACAACUGGCCUGCUGGGGGUGUUUCCUGUCAUUGGGAUCCUUUACUCUUAUUCUCAGAUUAUCUCCUCCUUAAUGAAGAUGUCCUCCACAGAAAGUAAGUGUAAAGCCUUUUCUACCUGUGGGUCUCACCUCUCUGUGGUCUCCUUGUUCUAUGGGACAGUACUUGGGGUCUACCUCAGUUCCUCUGUGACACCUUCUCAAAGAAGUUCGAUCGCUUCAGUGAUGUAUACAGUGGUCACCCCCAUGCUGAACCCCUUCAUCUACACAUUGAGGAACAAGGAUGUGAAGGGGGCCCUGGAGAGACUCCUCGGCAGAACAGUUCUUGACCUGCUCAAAAUUAAAUGA